AUGGCUUUCAACUUCAACUGGUCGCCGCUGAUCGCGGAUACCUCGCGCGCACGCGAGAUGCUGACGGCCGCGCUGAACAAAUCGCCCAAGCCGCCCAUCAUCGUCGACGACAUCAUUGUCACGGAGCUGAACCUCGGAGCCGUUCCGCCCGAACUGGAGAUUCUUGAGAUAGGCGAUCUGGCUGAGGAUCGCUUUCGUGGAAUCUUCAAGAUGACCUACUCCGGCGACGCUUUCCUUACCCUGAAGACGCGCGUGCAAGCGAAUCCUUUGAACACCUACCUGUCGACAAAGCCGAACUUCGCAUCACCACAACCUCUCGCUGCCUCCACAGGCUUGACCAUCCCUCUACAAAUUACCCUCUCCGAUAUUCGCCUCUCUGGAUUCGUAAUCCUCGUCUUCUCCCGCCACAAAGGCCUCACUCUGGUCUUCCGAAACGACCCCCUCGAGUCGCUUAAAGUGUCUUCCACGUUCGAUACCAUACCUUUCGUGCGGGAUUACCUACAGAAGGAGAUUGAGAAACAACUACGCGUGUUGUUUAUGGAGGACCUUCCUGCGAUCCUGCACCGCCUGUCCUUGCGCUUGUGGUCCCCGGAGUACAGGGAAAUGGAUGAAAUGAUCAACAACGCAAAGCGCAGCGGAACCGACACUCCCGCUCCUGUAGACCCAUUCGCAAGCCCUCCACAGGACCCUGUCGACUUGUACGGCAACCCCCUUGACGAUGGUCAAAUAUCGUCCUUUUCCUUGGACUCGUCCUCCGAGCUUCAUGCGUCCUUCUCGCAGAAGAACCUGCUUCGGCUUGCUACACUCAACGACUCACACCGGACACUGUCUCUUUUCACUCCCUCGAUUCGCGACACAGUUUUCCGCGCUUGGGCAAGCAGCGCGGAUCGGGCCGAGACCUCAGGUGCACACACAUUCCACCCGCUCACCUCGUCGACUCUUUCGCGCGUGCAUUCUUCUUCUGGCGUCGCGUCGCCGAGCUCGGCCAGUGUUUCGGAUGGGACAGACAACGGAAGCACACUCUCGCGACCCACUCUCUCGAGCUCAAACUCUACAUACUCCGGGUUGGGUCUAGGAGGUGGCAGGUCGCGCGCGCACGCGCAGAGGAAGGCGAAGAGGAGAGUGGUCAAUCUGCGCCGCAACAAGAGUGCUGCAGACACAAACAGCGUUGGAACCGACAGCCCAACGCCAGAGCCGAGCGUGGGAGCCUCGGAGGGUUCGUCGGUCAUCCCUGAGGAAAGAGAGGAGGACCUCAUGACGCCCCCGACGACGCCUCCGCGCGAGUCCGGGCGACGCACCCGGGAAAACAGCAUGGAAAAGUCGCCAGCGCCAGCGACUGUCCCCUCCGCCGCGGCGUUGUCGAAGCUUCAGGAGAACGAACAGGACUGCGCAUCUACUGCCAACGCUCCGUCAUUUUCUCGCCCUCAAACCCAGCACUCGGCUGCGUCUUCGCUUCCGCUCCGGUCUUUCCCGAGAGACGUCAAGGCGCCUUUUGCGCACGCUUACAACCCAUCGGCGCCAUCCAACGCUCGACUCCAAGGCUCGGCGCUUCCGUACAGUGAGGCGGCGACGUCGGGUGGCAUCCUGGAGCAAGCGUGGAUGAUGAAGAUGGCCAAUGAGAUCGCGCGUAAGGUGCGCGACGAAAAGGAGCGCGAAGCCCGCGAAGGUAGCGGUAGCACCAAUCCGAUGACGGGUUUCUGGGACCGUCGCGAGGAAGAGCUGGGAGCACCACCGGCCUACGCGGCCUAA
Diplodia corticola is the source of this 1749-nucleotide messenger RNA. RefSeq names its product mitochondrial distribution and morphology protein 34. Gene Ontology annotation, molecular function: lipid binding. The transcript has a single exon. Gene Ontology annotation, cellular component: ERMES complex. NCBI's taxonomy places the organism in Eukaryota, Fungi, Ascomycota, Dothideomycetes, Botryosphaeriales, Botryosphaeriaceae. The record is from RefSeq and is a predicted model, not a curated record. Gene Ontology annotation, biological process: mitochondrion organization; phospholipid transport. Bases 1 to 1749 code for a protein of 582 amino acids.